AUGUCAAAUUGGGGCUUUUAUUCUCAUCACGAGACCAACGGACAGGCGUCUGGUAACAUCCAGCAACGAGAUUAUCAGCCAAAGAGGCAACAAAUAACUUUACCCCCUAUCAGUAUCUUCUUCACCAAAACUGAAAGUCGCGAGGUGGUUGAAGGCCAUGCCCCACCUCACAGAGAGUUGGCACGUGAUACAAGAAAUGUGAGGGGGUCAAGUAGUGUUUCGGGUUUGCCCAUGAGAACCCGAAAACCACGAACCAAAUAUACACACGAGCAGCUCCGCCGGCUGCUUGAUGUGUUUUCCCAGAGGCAGUACAUAGACCUCACGGAGAGGUCCAUGUUAGCUACCGAACUCGGCCUGACUCAAACACAGGUGAGUCCAGCUUUAUUUUGCGGAUGCUACAUUCGACAAAUUGUUGUUGCAGACGAUGUUGUUAGGAGGCUUGCAUGCAUGAAGGAGGAGGAGGAGAAGGAAGAGGAGGUUGGAAUUGUGGUUGCUGAGGCUGCCACCCAAACACGCUAA
Molecule: messenger RNA, 519 nt
Organism: Mesocestoides corti
Lineage: Eukaryota; Metazoa; Platyhelminthes; Cestoda; Cyclophyllidea; Mesocestoididae
Source: the annotation of a GenBank genome assembly